CAUCCUGGCUAAGUAUUGAGUUCAAAAAUUCAGAAGGGAACAAGCCAGUGUCUCCAGGAAUUGAGAAAAUAAUGGCCACUGGAUUCUUCGGGGAGCCUUUGAACAACUAUGGGUUUGGAAACCAAGACCCUGGAGACUCACAGCUGAGACUUGUCCUGGUGGGCAAGACAGGAGCAGGGAAAAGUGCAACGGGGAACAGCAUCCUGGGACAGAAGGUGUUCCAGUCCAGCCUUUCAGCAAGAGCUGUCACCAAGGUCUGUGAGAAAGGCACCAUCUCCUGGAAUGGGAGAGAAGUGGUGGUGGUGGACACGCCGGGCAUUUUUGAUCCCGAGGUCAGGGACACUGACACCAGCAGGGAAAUUGCCCGCUGCCUUGUCCUGACCUCCCCAGGGCCUCAUGCUCUGCUCCUGGUGGUCCCGCUGGGCCGCUACACCCAGGAAGAGCACAGGGCCACUGAGAAGAUGCUGAAACUGUUUGGAGACAGAGCCAGGCGAUACAUGAUUCUCUUGUUCACCCGAAAAGAUGACUUGGAAGGCAUGGAGUUCCAGGACUAUUUAAACGAAGCUCCACAGGGCAUUCAAGAGCUGAUGGACAAGUUUGGUGACCGCCACUGUGUUUUCAGCAACAGGGCCACCGGAGCUGAACAGGAGGCCCAGAGGGCACAGCUUCUGUCCCUGGUCCAGCGGGUGGUGAUGGGGAACGGGGGAGGAUGCUACACCAACGAGAUGUACCGGCGGGCUGAGGAGGAGAUUCAGAGACAGACCCAGGAGAUACUAGAGAGAUAUAGAGGAGAAUGGGAGAGAGAGAGAGAGCAGUUGAGAGAAGAGUAUGAAAAGCAGAUUAAAAUCCUGAAGGGUGAACUAGAUCAGCGUGCAAGAAAGACACAAGUAGAUAGUAUCAUGGACAACAGGGAACUCAGCUUUGGUUUUAGGAAGAAAAAAAUCAGAGAGGAAGUUCAGAGCCAGAAUAAGGUGAUUGAUAUCAUCUUGAUAGGGCUAGACAUUGCUUCCUUGGUUUUGAUUCAUUUGUUUAAGGAAUAGUAAACUUGAUCCAAAUCUAUGCCUUUCUACUUUCUGGGUGGCUCUAACUCAUGUAUUGAAUAACUUACCAAUGGCAGGACGCUGUCCCACAGGACCUUGGGACAAAAAGCAUGUAGUUAAAAACAUUUGCUAGUAACUGGGUAAUGUUGUAUGCCACAAGGAAGAGUAACUUCAGCUUUAUUUUCGUGCUGUUCAUGAUACUGCUAAGCAAAAAAAAAAAAUUAUGAAUCCUAUUUUGUGAAUGCUUUCUCAGAGAAAAGAGAAAAGAAAUUCAGGGGCCUGAAUAUGUCCCUAAGUCCCCUCUAUUUAUUCCCAGUUUAAGAAAAAGAAAAACAAGAAAGAGAGAAAGAGAGAGAGAGGGCAAGCUGAGGGGAUAGAUAGCAUAGUGGUUAUACAAAGAGACUUUCAUGCCUAAGGCUCUCGAGUCCCCCACCACCAUAAGCCAGAGCUGAGCAGUGCUCUAGUAAAAAAAAUAAAUAAAUAAAUUGAAAAAAUAAAGAAAGACCAAGAAGGAUGACAGAGGACCUAGUGGGGGUUGUAUUGUUAUAUGGAAAACUGAGAAAUGUUAUGCAUGUACAAACUAUUGUGUUUACUGUCUAAUGUAAAACAUUCAUUCCCCAAUAAAGAAAUUAAAAAAAAAUAGAGUGAAAAUUUCAACAGAGAAGAGAACAAUAUUCAGUGUAUGCAGAUCUAUUUGUAGGAAUAUUGAAUUGUUAAAAAUUUAUUAGAGAUAGAAUUACAGCUUCACUCUGGCACAUGUAAUACAAACUUGAGACUUCAUGCUUCCUGGUUCAAUACUUUGUCCACCUCACCACCUCCUGGGUCACUUUAAUUUUUGAAGAAUUAAUUCAUUCAUUUUUGUUUCUUUAUUAUUAAUAAAUGUGCUUGGUUUUGUUCAUUUUUCUUUGAUCACA
Messenger RNA from Erinaceus europaeus (western European hedgehog), 1954 nucleotides. RefSeq names its product GTPase IMAP family member 4-like. The coding region runs from base 72 to 1040 and encodes 322 amino acids. Lineage: Eukaryota; Metazoa; Chordata; Mammalia; Eulipotyphla; Erinaceidae. Gene Ontology annotation, molecular function: GTP binding. The record is from RefSeq and is a predicted model, not a curated record. The transcript is spliced from 3 exons.